Paramormyrops kingsleyae is the source of this 1774-nucleotide messenger RNA. RefSeq names its product family with sequence similarity 131 member Aa (gene fam131aa). Lineage: Eukaryota; Metazoa; Chordata; Actinopteri; Osteoglossiformes; Mormyridae. The record is from RefSeq and is a predicted model, not a curated record.
CCAAGGGCCGACUGCAGAAGAGCAUAUCACGCCGGUAUCUCCUGUAGCUUUAAGAAAAACGUCUGACUUUAAGCUGGGUGUUCAAACUGGUGACACUGCCACCGGGGAGUCUGUAGAUCGGUGGAGGUCGGGCACCAGCAAACCAAGGGAAUAUAAAAUCGCCUUAUAAGACACCUGGAGUAUGACUAAGGGGGUUAGGGUAAAUUCACUAUACAACCCGGACCCGUCUUCGUAGCAAAUAUGCUGUUGACUGCGUUGACUGAUUUUAAUUCCAAGGUAAAUGCUGUGGACGGUGUGGAAAUGCUGCCAAAGCCCAGAAAAGCCCUGACCAUCCACGAGAUAGCAGCACUGGCCUGGUCGUCGCUCUACGGUAUCUCCCAGGUGGUGAAGGAGCACGUGACCAAGCCCACUGCCAUGGCACAGGGCCGGGUGGCCCAUCUGAUCGAGUGGAAGGGCUGGUGCAAGCCUGUGGAGUCUUUCAGCACACUGGAGACUCACCUGACUUCCUACCGCCACCUCAGUGAGGGAGAGCAGGAAGCACGCUUUGCUGCAGGGGUAGCUGAGCAGUUCGCCAUCGCUGAGGCUAAGCUGCAAGCCUGGUCUUCCGUGGAUGAUGACGACCCCAAUGAAGACUUGCAUGAGGAAGGCUUCUCCCCUGAAGAUGAGCUUCCACAAAAUAUCCAGGUUGAAGGCCCAGCCCCAUCGGAGAGCCCACUAAGCACCCAUUGUUCCAGAUUCCACAGCUUUGAGGUUCAGCUGCAGGGCCACACCCCUGAGACCCCCCCCUCGCCCACCUUACCUGCAUAUUUUGCAUCUGAAAUCCUGGCCGCACUGCAGGGAGCUUGCGACCCUUCCAGUCCAGCUGAUGAAGACUCUUCUUCUUCUUCCUCGCCUUUUGAGUCGUUGAUAGAGACUGAAUAUCUCCCGGAACAUGAUGGAAGCAGAAAGAUAUCUGAUAUGAGCUUGUUUGAGGUGAUUCCCCUGGAAGAGAAAGUGGAAGAGGGGUGAUGUCAUCUCUGAUUCGUCUCUCUUCACCAGGUGUUCAGUUAACUGGUGAUUCCUUGCUCAGCUUAAUGUAACAUUCCCUCUCUGGUAUUUAGCAGAACCCUUAACAAUUCACACGCAUCCAGGCUGCAGUCUCAACAUGGUCUCACCCCAACCUUAAUCCCAGCUCAACAUAUCCAUGACCAGAUUCCUCUUGCUAUCUCUGUUUAGCAUCCUUACAAUCCAUCCACGCACGUGUGGAGGUUUGUGCGGAUGAGAAUGACCCGCCUAGGAGACAGAACACCAACGUGCUUCUCCCACAAGUGACCUGGCUUGGAGUUGAGUUUUUAUUUCUGUAUAUUCUGAACACCCUCGGCUUAAUGCUCCACUCCUGAGAGAUGCUGUUGUGUGGAAUCUCUUCCCCCAUGCCGGAAGGAUACCAGUCCCAGUAUGAUGCACUGGGAGACUUACCAGCCUGCUGAAAUGUUCUUACAGACCAGGUUACAUCUUUCUCGAGUAUUUCUCUACAGAGAUCUACUUUUAUUGCACUAGUUUUCUACCAUUAAAAUGUUGUUCUGGUAAUUAUUAUGCCUUUGAUUUUCAUUCUGGUGGCAUAUUAUGUGAUGGAUGACAGGAAUUUGUUUUUCUAAAAUGAUGAAUGUCAUCGAAGGCAAGACCUUUUGAGGUGUAAUACGUAUGGAAAGAAUUUUGGAACUGUAGAUGAAAUAAUCAUGAAAAAAACAGAAUAUUGUGUAUUUGUGUUAAUACAGUAAAGUUGUACCAUCAUUCA